AUGCUCAGCAACAAACGCGUAAUCGAAUCACCUUCCUCCUCAGAGGCUGAGCAGAGCUCGGCGAAGGAAAACACAGUAAAGCGCGUCAAGAAGAACUCUCCUGUGAAGGCUGAGAAGGAUGAAAAGGUGAAGGAGAAGAAAAUCCACCCAAUGUUCCUCCCCAAGCAGCAGAUUUCGCAGGAUAAGGAAGAUAAGAGGUUAGUGAGGGAGGAAGUGGCAGCGACCGCAAGUAGCAAAUCAAACGCGUCUUCCAAGACGAACAAUUUCAACGACACCAUCACAUUUGCUCAGCUAGCAGACACAUUCACAAACAUCGAAUCGACAUCGAAACGCUUAGAGAUUGCGGACCACUUGACGCAAUUCUACAAACACGUCAUUUUAACUAAGCCAGCAGAGCUGCUGAUGACGGUAUACCUCUCGCUCAACCGCCUUUGUCCAGAUUACGAGGGGUUGGAGUUGGGUAUUGGGGAGGGUUUGCUUAUCAAGGCCAUAGUUGAAUCAACGGGACGCACCACCGCCAAGGUCAAAGAGGACUUCAAGAAGGCUGGUGAUCUCGGCACAGUUGCGCAACUGGCCAGAAAAAACCAACCAACAAUGUUCAAAGCUAAGGGUUUGAAUGUACCAAGUGUGUUCAAGAAUCUCAAAGAGAUUGCAACGGCUUCUGGAAAUCAAUCGCAAACUAAGAAGAUAGGUAUCAUAAUGAAAAUGCUUACGAAUUGUGACUCCAGCACGAACGAAGCAAAGUUUCUAAUUAGACUGCUAGAAGGUAAACUGCGUAUCGGGUUGGCUGAGAGAACUGUGGUGGUUAGUUUGGCUCAUGCGAUUGUGUUAUCGCGCGAUGAGAAAGCUACGAAGGAGGACUUAGAGAAGGGUGUAGAGGUGGUGAAGCAGGUGUACUCGGAGCUCCCUUCAUAUGAUAUGAUAGUACCUGCUUUGCUAGAUGGCGGUAUCAAUGAUCUACAAGAAAGAUGUCAUCUUACACCAGGUAUACCACUCAAACCUAUGCUGGCCAAGCCUACUAAAGCAGUUUCAGAAGUGCUUGAUAGAUUCGAAGGGAAGAGUUUCACAUGCGAAUACAAAUACGAUGGUGAGCGUGCCCAGAUACACUACCACGACGGAAAGGUGAAGGUGUUCUCUCGUAAUUCCGAAGAUAUGUCAAACAAAUACCCAGACCUCGUCGAGCAACUUCCACGCGCUAUUAAGCCCGGUGUCAAGAAUUUUGUCAUCGACAGUGAGGCUGUCGCUUUCGACAAACAGACAAAGAAUAUAUUACCUUUCCAAGAACUGACGCGUCGUAAGCGCAAAGAUGUAAAGGUGGAAGACAUUACAGUCAAGGUGCAUAUCUUUGCUUUCGAUCUGCUCUAUUUCAACGACAAGCCGCUGCUGCAUGAAGAUCUCACAUACAGACGCAAACUUUUGAGUGAAAACUUUGUCCAGGUCGAGGAUGAGUUCGCUAUGGCCAAGUCAAUGGAAGCGCAGUCGACAGAAGAGAUUGGUGUGUUUCUGGAAGAGAGUGUGCGAGACAGCUGCGAGGGACUGAUGGUGAAGCUGAACCUUGGUGAAAGUGCUUGGUACACCCCUUCGAAACGUUCGAUGAAUUGGCUGAAAUUGAAGAAGGACUAUCUAGCAGGUGCUGGAGACUCGCUUGAUUUAGUCGUCAUUGGUGGUUACCACGGAAAAGGCAAACGUACGAAUGUUUAUGGUGCUUAUCUCCUCGCUUGCUACGAUGAGGACAGCGAAUCAUAUCAGAGUAUAUGUAAAAUCGGUACUGGGUUCAGUGAAGAGAUGCUAGAGCAACACUACAAGCUCCUCAAUCCGCUCGAAAUUACAGUGCCUAAAUCAUACUAUAAAUUGGGCACUGCGAAACCUGAUGUUUUCUUUGAGCCCCAGGCUGUAUGGGAGGUUUUGACUGCUGAUCUAUCUCUAUCUCCUGUUUAUACCGCAGCGUCAGGUGAGAUUUCUGAAAGAGGUAUCAGUUUGAGAUUCCCGCGCUUUAUCAGAGUCAGAGACGAUAAGGGAGCGGAGGAUGCGACGACAUCAGAUCAGGUUGCUGAUAUGUAUAGAAAUCAAGCGUCGGCACAGCAAAAAGCCACUAAGGCUGAUAUCGACGAUGACGCAUAUUAG
Wallemia ichthyophaga EXF-994 is the source of this 2124-nucleotide messenger RNA. Its product is annotated as DNA ligase 1. Lineage: Eukaryota; Fungi; Basidiomycota; Wallemiomycetes; Wallemiales; Wallemiaceae. Gene Ontology annotation, biological process: lagging strand elongation; Okazaki fragment processing involved in mitotic DNA replication; DNA recombination. The record is from RefSeq and is a predicted model, not a curated record. The transcript has 3 exons. Bases 1 to 2124 code for a protein of 707 amino acids. Gene Ontology annotation, cellular component: nucleus; mitochondrion. Gene Ontology annotation, molecular function: ATP binding; DNA ligase (ATP) activity; DNA binding.